AUGCUCAAAGGCCCAUCUUUGACCUGGACCCGGGGCCCAACAAAAAAUCCAGCACAAAAAUCUGUCCGUGUCUCCAUCCGGCGGGACCCCUGGCAUCGGCGCCGCGACGCCCGAAGAGGCGGCGGGAUCUCCCGCCGGGCGAAGGAGGAGUACCAGCGCUCGUACACGGUCGCCGAGCCCCGCGGCCACCCGAAGGGCUACACGGAGUACAAAGUCACCGCCAAAUUCGUCUCAAGGGUGAAUCCGGACGAUGUCAAGGAGAUUGUGGUCUGGAAGAGGUACAGUGACUUUAAGAAACUGCACACGGACCUGGCUUACACCCAUCGCAACCUCUUCCGUCGCAUGGAAGACUUCCCCUCCUUCCCCAGAGCCCAGGUCUUCGGCCGCUUUGACCCCGAGGUGAUCGAAGAGAGGCGGAAGGCGGCGGAAGCCAUGUUGCGCUUCACCGUGCACAUCCCAGCCUUAAACAACAGCCCCCAGCUGAAAGAAUUCUUCCGGGGUGGAGAGGGGAGGAGUUGUCCUGGGCACUGCGACUCGCCUCCUCUGCCUCUCCCUCUGAUCCCGGUGCCCGUGGGGGGCAUCGAACAGGGCGAGGAUGCUCUGGGGUUAGUCCAGGAAGAUGGACUCCUGGACGCAAAGCCGGCGGCGGCCAGCAAAAGCGACGUCUCUGAGCCUCAGACGGAGAACAGAGAGGGGGCCUCUGAGCCCAUGAAACUGGAGGACCUGGACGCCCUCUUUGCCUUUGAGGAGGAAGACGAGGAAGAAGCUAAGAGCGACUCACCUUCCCACUGCCUCUUAUCGGUCCAAGAAUUAGCCCUCUUCGACCCCUGUUCCAAGGAAGCCUCUGCUGCCGCCGGUCUCUGCCACGGAGAAGAUCUGGCCUCUCUAGAAGCCUCGGGGACCAGGCCAGGGCCCUUGCUCAGUGCGGAAACGAUGCAGAAGCCCGAGGAAGGAGGGGCCUCGUUUGAUGCCAGCAGGUAUCUGCCCCUGGCAACGGAGCGGAUCCGGCAGGCCGUGCGGUGUGAAGCCACCAAAGACUACUCGGGGGCCUUUCAUGGCUACCGCAGCGGAGUUGACUUGCUCCUUCAAGGUCUGCAAGGGGAUCCAGACCCAGCCCGCAGGGAGGCGGUGAAGAAGAAGACGGCGGAGUAUCUCCAGAGAGCUGAAGAAAUCUUUCAGCAGCAUUUGAAACAUCUGGAGCUGUGAGGGAGGCCCCAGGCCCACCGUCGGCCCCCUGCCUUUCCUGCCGCUGGCAGACCAGGGAUCCACCCUGGUCACUUCCUGAUGCCAUUUUUGUAGGGUGCUGGGAUUCCAGUGUAAAACCAGUUUGUACAUUUUCUUUCAAA
This is a messenger RNA of Python bivittatus (Burmese python), 1346 nucleotides long. RefSeq names its product sorting nexin 15 (gene SNX15). The record is from RefSeq and is a predicted model, not a curated record. Lineage: Eukaryota; Metazoa; Chordata; Lepidosauria; Squamata; Pythonidae. Gene Ontology annotation, molecular function: phosphatidylinositol binding.